AUGUCUGACCUCGCAGGCCGGAAGGUCUUCAAGGUGUUCAACCAGGAGUUCGUGGUCGAUGAGCGGUACAACGUCACCAAGGAGCUGGGCCAGGGAGCCUACGGCAUAGUCUGCGCGGCUACCAACAACCAGACGGGCGAAGGCGUCGCCAUCAAGAAGGUCACCAAUGUCUUCAGCAAGAAGAUCCUCGCCAAGCGCGCCCUGCGUGAGAUCAAGCUGCUGCAGCACUUCAGAGGCAAGUCUUCUUUGUGCCAGUCACGGGCAUACAACCUUGGAACGUCGGCUAACACGUGCCAGGGCACCGCAACGUACGAGUCUCGCAAUACCCACUUCGAUACAGACGCUGAACAUACACCGCAGAUAACAUGUCUUUACGAUAUGGACAUUCCACGCCCGGACAACUUCAACGAGUGCUACCUCUACGAGGAGCUCAUGGAGUGCGAUUUGGCCGCCAUCAUCAGGUCUGGCCAGCCGCUCACCGACGCCCAUUUCCAGUCCUUCAUCUACCAGAUCCUCUGCGGCCUCAAGUACAUUCACUCGGCAAACGUGCUUCAUCGAGACCUGAAGCCCGGUAAUUUGCUGGUCAAUGCCGACUGUGAGCUCAAGAUCUGCGAUUUUGGUCUGGCCAGAGGUUUCUCGAUGGAUCCUGAAGAAAAUGCGGGUUACAUGACCGAAUACGUGGCCACCAGGUGGUACAGAGCACCCGAGAUCAUGUUGAGCUUCCAGAGCUAUACCAAAGCCAUCGAUGUCUGGUCGGUAGGCUGCAUCCUCGCCGAACUAUUGGGCGGCAAGCCCUUCUUCAAGGGCCGAGACUACGUCGACCAGCUGAACCAAAUCCUUCACUAUCUCGGCACCCCCAACGAGGAAACCCUCUCGCGCAUCGGCUCGCCCCGCGCCCAGGACUACGUGCGCAACCUACCCUACAUGCAAAAAGUCUCCUUCCAAUCCCUCUUCCGACAAGCCAAUCCCGACGCGCUGGACCUCCUCGACCGCAUGCUCGCCUUCGACCCCUCGUCGCGCAUCAGCGUCGAAGAAGCCCUUGAGCACCGCUACUUGCACAUCUGGCACGACGCCUCCGACGAGCCAAACUGCCCCACUACCUUCGACUUCCAAUUCGAGGUCGUCGAGGAUAUUGCUGAGAUGAAGAAGAUGAUUCUGGCCGAGGUGAAUCGCUUCCGUCAGCAGGUGCGUGUGCAGCCUGGUGGCCAGGGUGGGGUGGGACAGCAGCAGCCCACCGUGCCGAUACCGAACAACUAUGAUCGCAGUGGGUAUGAGGAUCCCAGACCACAUGAGGCCAUGGCGCAGGGCGGGUGGCAGGGCAAUGAUCUGGAGAGGGAUUUGCAGGGUCUAGAUGCGCGCAUGCGAUAG
Molecule: messenger RNA, 1368 nt
Organism: Didymosphaeria variabile
Lineage: Eukaryota; Fungi; Ascomycota; Dothideomycetes; Pleosporales; Didymosphaeriaceae
Product: ATP-dependent RNA helicase
Exons: 4
Coding region: 1-1368 (455 amino acids)
Biological process (GO): intracellular signal transduction; protein phosphorylation
Cellular component (GO): nucleus; cytoplasm
Molecular function (GO): ATP binding; protein serine/threonine kinase activity
Source: RefSeq, a predicted model, not a curated record